GGGCUUCAUAACAAAAUGUCCCCAGAUAAGGACACAGGAGAGAGCUGGACACUGAAUUCAGAGAAGCCGAGGCAGCUGGGAUCAGCGAAGCAAAGCGAUCCUGAUCUUUCAUUUUUAGUUGUGAAGAAUAAUGUGGGAGAAAAGCAUCUUUUUGUAGAUCUAGGAGUUUAUACAAGAAAUAGAAACUUCCGGCUGUAUAAGUCAUCAAAACUAGGAAAGCAUGUGGCUUUGGAGAUUGCUGAAGAUAACAAAUUCUUUCCUAAACAAUCAAAAACGAUUCCUGAAGAAAACCAGUAUUUCCUCUCUUCUUUGGUAUGCAAUGUCAGAUUCUCAGAUACUUUACGAAUUCUAACAUGUGACACACCUCAGAAUAAAAGAAAGCGAAUGAAGCACUUUAAUAGUACCAGCCCUUCAGUAGGAACCAUCGAAGGUUUUCAGUGUUCACCCUACCCUGAAGUCGAUCAGUUUGUUCUUUCCUUGGUGACUAAAAAUGACAUUAAAGGAGGAAUUAGGCGUUGGAGCUACUUUUUCCCAGAACAGUUGUUGGUUUAUGAUAUUUUCAAAUAUCGCUGGUGUGAGAACAUUGGAAGAGCCCACAAGAGUAAUAACAUCAUGAUUCUGGUUGAUCUGAAAAAUGAAGUUUGGUAUCAAAAAUGUCAUGAUCCUAUAUGUAAAGCAGAAAACUUCAAACUGACUGUGAGUUUGCCAUUACCUGCUGAAGUGUGUCUUUUGUUUCUUUUCAAAGAGGAAGAAGAAUUUACAACAGACGAAACUAGGAACAAUGAAACCACGAGCCCUCAUAAACCGUCCCCUGGUGCAUCCUCUGACCCUGGCUGGGACAAUGGCAUGGAUGAUGCUUGCUUUUUAGAAGCCACUGAAGAUGCUGAAUUAGCAGAGGCUGCAGAGAGCAGUCUUCUGCGUCACAGUAGUGGAGUGGAUGAGAUUCCUGAUGACCUCAUUAUGGAAGUAUUACAAGAGUAGCCAACUGUGGACAA
This is a messenger RNA of Oryctolagus cuniculus (rabbit), 995 nucleotides long. The record is from RefSeq and is a predicted model, not a curated record. NCBI's taxonomy places the organism in Eukaryota, Metazoa, Chordata, Mammalia, Lagomorpha, Leporidae.